Aspergillus saccharolyticus JOP 1030-1 is the source of this 897-nucleotide messenger RNA. Its product is annotated as shikimate dehydrogenase family protein. The record is from RefSeq and is a predicted model, not a curated record. Gene Ontology annotation, molecular function: shikimate 3-dehydrogenase (NADP+) activity. The coding region runs from base 10 to 897 and encodes 295 amino acids. The transcript is spliced from 2 exons. Gene Ontology annotation, biological process: chorismate biosynthetic process; shikimate metabolic process. NCBI's taxonomy places the organism in Eukaryota, Fungi, Ascomycota, Eurotiomycetes, Eurotiales, Aspergillaceae.
GGUUUCAAGAUGGAAACGCCAAGAACAUACCACAUCUUUGGGCAAACCAUCACGACCAGCCUCUCCCCGAGCAUCCACAACGCCGCCUUCGCCCACCACCACCUGCCUUAUCACUACACCAUCCAAGAAUGCCCCUCCCUGACAGCCGUGCAGCAUUUGAUUGACGCUCCCACCUUCGGCGGCGCCAGCGUGACCAUGCCGCACAAGCUGAUGGCCUUUCCGCUCUGUGAUUCCGUCAGCGAUGCCGCCACGCAUAUCGGGGCCAUUAACACGCUGAUCGCCGAGACCCACGACGGCAAACGGAUUCUCAAGGGGGAGAACACCGACUGGCGAGGGUUGUUUGAGCUUGUCCACGAGUACUCCGCCGGACCAACGUCCCCCCCUGCUGACGGGUUGAACGUCCACCCUGGCCUCGUCAUUGGCGCAGGCGGUGCAGCCCGCGCGGCGGUUUAUGCUCUUCUGCAGGCCGACUUCGCCCGGAUUUUCAUCGCCAACCGAACGGUCGCCACGGCGGAGGCCAUUGUCCGGGAUUUUGCGGGAUUGGCCACCCCCAACGGACGAAGGUGUGAGCUUGUGGCGGUGGGGUAUCCUAUCUCUGCUGCGAGGGAGAAGGGUUCGAGACCUGAGGUUGUGAUUGGCACAAUUCCCGGUCAUGUGGUCGAGGAAAAGGAGGCGGAGGAGUUGUUUCGGGGACGGAAGGAUGGGUUGGUGAUCGAGAUGGCCUACAAACCGCGGGUGACGGGGCUGAUGCGUGCCGCCCGACAGGCCGGCUGGACGGUGCAGGAUGGAUUGGAGGUGUUGCUGCGGCAGGGGUUUGCGCAGUAUACGCUGUGGACAGGGCGGGCGGCACCGGUCGAGGUGAUGAGGAGGAGUAUUAUUGAAAGGGAGUCUCAGUGA